GUGAUAUUGCCGGCAGCACCAUGGCGGAAGCGGAGGAGAAGGAAGUAUCUGUUGAAGAAUCUACAGAUGAGUCUGAGGAAGAAGAAAGUGAAGAGGAGCCCAAACUGAGAUACGAACGGCUUUCCAAUGGGGUGACAGAAAUUCUACAGAAAGAUGCUGCCAGUUGCAUGACAGUGCAUGAGAAGUUUUUGGCACUGGGCACACAUUACGGCAAGGUUUAUUUGCUCGAUGUCCAAGGAAAUAUCACUCAAAAGUUUGACAUUAGCCCUGUGAAGAUAAAUCAGAUUAGCCUGGAUGAAAGUGGAGAACACAUGGGUGUGUGUUCAGAGGAUGGCAAGGUGCAAGUAUUCGGACUGUAUUCCGGGGAAGAAUUUCAUGAGACUUUUGACUGUCCUAUUAAAAUUAUUGCCAUUCACCCCCAGUUUGUGAGGUUCCAUUGGAAGCAGUUUGUAACCGGAGGAAAGAGGUUGGUGUUGUUUGAGCGAUCUUGGAUGAGCAGGUGGAAGUCUUCCGUUUUGCACGAAGGAGAAGGAAACAUAAGAAACGUGAAGUGGAAGGGAAAUUUAAUCGCUUGGGCCAACAAUAUGGGUGUAAAGAUCGUUGAUGUCAUAUCCAAGCAGAGAAUCACCAAUGUGCCCCGAGAUGACAUCAGCCUUCGCCCCGACAUGUAUCCUUGUAGCCUGUGCUGGAAGGAUCAGGUCACUCUCAUCAUUGGCUGGGGCACCUCAGUCAAGAUCUGUUCAGUGAAGGAGCGACAUGCCAGUGAAAUCCGAGACUUACCAAGUCGUUACGUUGAAAUAGUGUCUCAGUUUGACAUGGAAUUCUACAUCAGCGGGCUCGCACCUCUCUGCGACCAGCUUGUGGUACUUUCGUAUGUCAAGGAGACCUCAGACCAAAUGGAGAGGGAAUACUGUGCCCGGCCCAGAUUGGACAUUAUUCAGCCACUUCCAGAGACCUGUGAAGAGAUCUCUUCCGAUGCGCUCACAGUGAGAGGUUUUCAUGAGAAUGAAUGCAGAGACUACCACCUGGAGUACUCUGAAGGGGAAUCACUCUUUUAUAUUGUCAGUCCUAGAGAUGUUGUUGUGGCCAAGGAACGAGACCAAGAUGAUCACAUCGACUGGCUCCUCGAAAAGAAAAAAUACGAAGAAGCUUUGAUGGCUGCUGAAAUUAGCCAAAGGAAUAUUAAAAGACACAAGAUUCUGGAUAUAGGCUUGGCCUAUAUAAGUCACCUGGUGGAGAAAGGGGAGCACGACAUGGCAGCCCGCAAAUGUCAGAAAGUUCUUGGGAAAAAUGCAGCUCUCUGGGAAUAUGAAGUUUACAAAUUUAAAGAAAUAGGACAACUUAAGGCCAUUAGUCCAUAUUUGCCAAGAGGGGAUCCCAUUCUGAAGCCUCUCAUCUAUGAAAUGAUCCUGCAUGAGUUUUUGGAAAGUGACUAUGAGGGCUUUGCAACGUUGAUCCGAGAGUGGCCCGGUGACCUCUAUAACAACUCGGUCAUCGUGCAGGCCGUGCGAGACCACCUCAAGAAGGACCCACAGAACAGGACCUUGCUGCAGACGCUGGCCGAGCUGUACACCUACGACAAAAGCUACAGCCAGGCUCUCCAGAUCUACUUGACGCUGCGCCACAAAGACGUCUUCCAGCUGAUCCACAGGCACAACCUCUUCAGCUCCAUCCAAGACAAAAUCGUGCUGCUCAUGGACUUCGACUCAGAGAAAGCUGUUGACAUGCUUCUGGACAACGAAGACAAGAUUUCCAUAAAGAAGGUCGUGGAGGAACUAGAAAACAGGCCGGAACUGCAGCAUGUGUAUCUGCACAAGCUUUUCAAAAGAGACCACCAUAAGGGCCAACGCUUCCACGAGAAGCAAAUCAGCCUUUAUGCCGAAUUCGAUCGCCCCAACCUGCUCCCAUUUCUCCGAGACAGCACCCAUUGUCCCCUGGAAAAGGCUCUUGAGAUCUGCCAACAGAGAAACUUUGUGGAAGAGACCGUCUACCUCCUGAGCAGAAUGGGGAACAGUCGAAGUGCCCUGAAGAUGAUCAUGGAGGAGUUGCAUGACGUUGACAAAGCCAUCGACUUUGCCAAGGAGCACGAUGACGCCGAGCUGUGGGAAGACCUGAUUUUGUACUCCAUCGACAAGCCGCCCUUUAUCACCGGCUUGUUAAACAACAUUGGCACCCACGUUGACCCUAUUCUUCUCAUUCACCGAAUUAAGGAAGGAAUGGAGAUUCCCAACUUGAGAGACUCCCUGGUGAAAAUCCUUCAGGACUACAAUCUCCAAAUUCUCCUUCGUGAAGGCUGCAAGAAGAUCCUGGUGGCUGACUCUUUGUCCCUCCUGAAGAAGAUGCACCGCACUCAGAUGAAAGGCGUCCUUGUCGACGAAGAAAACAUCUGUGAGUCCUGUCUCUCCCCUGUCCUUCCGUCAGACGCAGCGAAGCCCUUCAGUGCGGUCGUCUUCCACUGUCGGCACAUGUUCCACAAAGAGUGUCUGCCUGUCCCCAGCAUGAAUUCCACUGGACAGUUCUGCAGCAUCUGCACCGCCAAGAACCGGGGCCCAGGAAGUACAAUCUUGGAGACGACAAAGUAGCCGGCCCUUCCCGCCAGCCUGGCCUUCCCACCCCCAGUCCGCCUCCUCGUCUUGCAACAACAAAGGCUUUUGAUUGAGAGAUUCAUAUAGAUUUAUGUUGUCCUCUCUCCCCUCCCCCUUCCAGAAAACCAACAGCAGUUCCAAGUUCCAACCUCUGAGCUGAAGCUUUGCUUUUUUACUUCACAUUUGGUUUUAUAGGAGGUGUCUCCUCAUGGAUGCCCUCGGUGCACCCUUUAUUCAGUAAUGAAAACAAAAGCCAAAGAGGAAAAUUGGAUUCUUAAUAAAACCCCCUAGCAGUGAGUGUCUGUCCUCGAGAUAACUCCCCGGCCUCUGAGGACACAGAGAUAGAGGCCUGUGCCGAGUCCUUGUGCCCACGCUAAUGUUUGACCUUGCAAGGUCUUCCUGAAAGUUGGACAGCCUCAUACACUUCCAUUCAUAUUGCUGCCUCCCUCCCCAACACACACAUGCACACGCACACACACGCACAUGCACACGCAUGCACACACGCACAGCCUCCCACAAUUCAGAGGAUGAGCAUGGCAUCCCUUCAGGCUGUUUUCUCACCACACUACAUCAAAGCCUCUCUGGGUCCCAGUGGAGGAUUUUCAAGAGUAGCUGUGGCUGAAAGUACCCCGCCUGCCCCUACAGAUUUAGGCCAGGCCUCAGAGGAGAGCCAUGCAGUCCACCAUCGGUCUGUCCUUGUAGCUUUCUCGUGUUGGGAGGCCCUGGCAGACCCUGUGCUUCACCAGGCCGGCCUUCGAGGGCCCAUGGUCUUCUCCGAUUUGGGGGGAUGUAGAGUUCCUUAGUGAGUUGAACGUGACACAAGAGGCCUAGCACCUCAGUGCUCCUGGCUGUCCACUCUUCAAGGGUGCAGUGAGAGCUUUCUCUUGUACAUAACAUGACAAACACACAGUCUCAUUUCUCCAGCAUUCAACCGUGCAUAAAAUCCCCUCCAGGGAAGGUUGUGCAGAUGCCACCCUCCCCACACAGUGGAGUCAUUUUCCCAAGGUCACACACCUGAUUGAGAGCCAGGAUCAUCUCAUGGGGCCUCGACACCUUCUUAGGAGGUGUAGAGUGUAAGGUUCAUCCCAUUUUACAGGUGACAAAAUUGAGGUGGCACCACUGUACACCUGGGAAAUGGUGGAGCCAGGACCUACCCCCUCAUCUUCUGAGUGAGCCUGGCUUCAGAUGUUUACAGAGGUCAGGUGCUCCCUGGGCUCUGGGCUCAGUGGAAGAGGGGCCUGGAGACCUUGUUGUUGUGCCCAGUUUUGUGCUGCCAUGUUGGCCUUUUGGUUUGUUCCUUUGUCUCCACUUGCGUCUCAGUGAGAGCCUCAAGAGGUACCGGCUCUGCCCCAAGGCCUUCCAAAGGCCCUGCCCUCCAUGUCCACCAAAGCCCCGUGAGCUGAGCUGAGCCACUUCAUGGCAAACCUUCGAAGCUUAGUAGGAGCUCCGCAGAUGCUGGUUUCCUUUCCUCCUUGUGGAAAAGGGGAAUGAAAAUCUAGUCUGCCAGGCCCUGGAAUACUGCCCUCGGGUCUUAGGGAGCUAAGAAGCCUCUCCAUUGGCCCUCUUCCAGAUCACCUUUUCUUUGCUCCUCUGGGUGUGUUCCUGGUGAUUUAGAAGCCAGGGUGCUGAGCCCACGAAUGAGACAUUCCUUAAAUAACUCAGAGCUGGAGGCUUCUCUAGCAGACAGUGUGGGCAGUCAGAAUCAUGGAGCUGGAAACCUGGAAGGGGUGGAGAGGUCAGCUCCUUCAGUUCUCUCUUUGUAGUUGAGGAAACUGAAUCCCAGGGGGUUUAAACACUUAGCAGCGGAGCUGGAAUGAGAGCCCGAGGAUCUGGAGCCCAGGCCUUGGAUGUAAUUGGACCAUGUUCCCGGCCUUUCCUCUGGCCGGAGCUUGGAACCCUUCCCUCCUGAGGGUUUUUAUUUCAGCAUUGUCAGUUAGCAAUGCCUUUGGGUGGCCAGAUCCCUUCUCCUCCAGAGUAGCUGCGACGUAAAUUGACAGCCUGUGUUAGUGCAGCAAAGUUUUCAAAAGUUAGUUUUCAGGGCAGGAAAAAUGACCAAGGAAGGCAGGAAGUGACCUUCAGCUAAUAAGUCCCAGGGAACCAUUGCUUUGGAAAAGAUUGCCCAAUCAGCACUAAAUGACUAGGGAAUUUAUCACCUUAUUUUAGAGGACGUACAAUAUGUAAAUAAAAGCAAGAACGCUUCCCAGUUUUAAAGGCUGUUCCAUCAGCUUUUAAUUAAAGCUUAUGUGUUUAGAAACGGGCAUAAGUGAGUAAGAUAAUUCCACCGGAUAAAUGUCACACAUCCAUUCUAUUCGUUUAUCAACUCAGGUUAUUAAAAAUUUCACAGGUUAUUACCAGUUUUAACAGGACUUAGAGAACUUUCCCUUCUCUCUCCCCUCCUCAUUGCCCCCCCCCCCUCUGAUUUCACACCUAAAAAAAAAAUGGAAGGGGAAUGUCAGAAAUUCCUCUGGCUGGAAGUAGGAGGGGAGGAGGAGGUGGGAUUUCCUCAAGAGACAGGUCUCAGUUUUGUCUCUGGAUCCACUCUCAGGAAGGAACUCCCUUAUCUUUGAGUCUCAUAUCUCUCCGGAGGGUGCCCAGGUACUCUUCUCCAGACCGAGCUCGAAUCCAGCCUCUCUUCUUGACCCCCGCCCCAAUCCAUCCAGUCGGCCAAACUUGCCAUUUCCACCUUCACAUCUCCCAUCCUCUUCUCUGCUCAACACAGCUUCCAGCAUCUUACCCAUAUUAUUGGGGUGUCUUCCUCAUUGGUCUCCUUGACUCAAAUGUCCGCCCACUCCACUCUAUCCUGUCCUGUGCACAGCUAACAAAAUGUCUUUCCUUAAGUACACAGAAGACCUCCUUACUCCACUGCUUAAUGAGCUCUGGUGGCUUCCUGUUGAAAAUAAACUUGUCAGUGCAUA
This is a messenger RNA of Trichosurus vulpecula (common brushtail), 5500 nucleotides long. RefSeq names its product VPS41 subunit of HOPS complex (gene VPS41). Gene Ontology annotation, molecular function: protein binding. Gene Ontology annotation, biological process: cellular response to starvation; endosomal vesicle fusion; macroautophagy. Gene Ontology annotation, cellular component: late endosome; HOPS complex. The record is from RefSeq and is a predicted model, not a curated record. The coding region runs from base 21 to 2582 and encodes 853 amino acids. The transcript is spliced from 29 exons. Lineage: Eukaryota; Metazoa; Chordata; Mammalia; Diprotodontia; Phalangeridae.